Messenger RNA from Synchiropus splendidus (mandarinfish), 2730 nucleotides. RefSeq names its product SLAIN motif-containing protein-like. Gene Ontology annotation, biological process: positive regulation of microtubule polymerization; cytoplasmic microtubule organization; microtubule nucleation. Gene Ontology annotation, cellular component: microtubule plus-end. The coding region runs from base 253 to 2061 and encodes 602 amino acids. NCBI's taxonomy places the organism in Eukaryota, Metazoa, Chordata, Actinopteri, Syngnathiformes, Callionymidae. The record is from RefSeq and is a predicted model, not a curated record. The transcript is spliced from 9 exons.
GGGAGGGGCGCGCGCCGUUGCAGCUAACACUGAAGCUAGUUAGCAACAAGCGAUGCAAAGCGUCUUCCGUCGGAGCGCAGUCGCUUCGAGGACUAAUGCCGUCUUUGUGUCCUAACCCUCGACAUCACGCUGCAGUGAAGAAGAGCCCACUUGGAUUACUCCCUCCACCCAUGCAGUCUCGGUAGGAAAAGAGGAGUUGGAGAGUGGCGGGCAGGUUCCGUGGACAACACGGCGUACUCACCGAGUGGAAGUAUGGUGGUUCCGGAGAGCUCCAGCGUGGUUCCCCAGCCUGAGAAUGGAAGUCCCACUGGCCUCAUGCAGAGCUCCGAGCCCGGCGAUGAAGAGGGGGUGGAGUUGGAGGAGGUCCGAAAGUUGCAGGAGCUGGUUCGCAGACUGGAGGUUCAGAACGAGACCCUGCGAAACAGAGGAGGCAAGAGUUCCAUCCACCGAGACACGUCCUGCGACCAUAGUUCACCCGUCGGUAUCACCGACCCGCUGACCUGUGAGGAGGCCACGCAGUCACAUCUCAGGUGUGCAGACUUCCAUCUGUCCCCACCUCAGGGCAGUAGCAGCAGUGAAGAGAUGUCCCCUCUCCCUGUGACCAACAGCAUCGAUGAAGAAGAGGAGCUAGAUGUGGACCAAGGUUCAUGUGGAGGAUUUUUAACCUUGACCUGCAGUAACGGAGCACCACACGCCACGGGACAGAGUCAAACACCAGAUACUCCAUCGCAGGAGAGUUAUGAGUCAGAGACACUGGCAGGGAGCGAUUCAGGCAUGGACCAAACUGCGUUGGAUGAGGUGGAUGUCCUGGAUUUGGAGGAUGACUGUGCAGAGGUUGAGGAUGAAGACAGCUGGUUAUAUGUGUCGCCUAAGAAGCAAAUGGCGGAGGCAGGUCCAGAUUCUCCUCUGAAGUGGUGUCGGCAGGUCCUCGAUCACCGCAGUCCGGAAACCGAAUUGGCGUGUCGGACCCUCAUCAGCCGCUUGGACCAGACGUCACGAUGGAGGAACAUGUACAGCAGCCCAUCAGCAGAGGCAGGCUCAGGCCUGAUCUCUCCUGGGUACCACAAAUCAACUAACAAAUCUCUACUAACCUGUGGCAGCUCAGGACUCACAGGUAUGAACUCAGCUUUGAGCUCCCAGUCGUCCAUUGACAGUGAACUCAGUACGUCAGAUGACUCCAUCUCAAUGGGCUAUAAGCUGCAGGACCUGACAGACGUCCAGAUCAUGGCGCGCUUGCAAGAAGAGAGUCUGAGGCAGGACUAUGCGUCCAGCUCUGCCUCUGCGUCCCGGCGCAGCUCCACGACUUCUCUCCAGUCUCUUCGGCGGGGUGGAAACUACAGCGACCAGGAGUUUGACAAUUGCAGUCUAGAAGAUGAGGAGGAUGAGUUCUGCUCGCUGCCCCAGAGGCGGCAGCGUUUCACCCCCUCACCUCUAGGCUCACCCCGGUGCCUCUCACCAUCCACCUCUAACCAUGGCCAGGACUACAAUGGUCGUCUCUGUGCCCCGCGUACGAGAACUCCCAGGCGCUCUCUGCAAGGGCCGAGCGCGGAGCUCCUGAAAUUUGCCAAAAGCGAAGAAGAGUUGAGGCACAGCAUGCCUAACCUGGCCCCCCGCACCAGCCUACGCUCCCUGGAGGCCAUCAGAAACAGCCGCAGCAUGGAGGCUAACCUCCAGAGCUCUGGCAGUCGCAUGUCCCACCUGACUCACCCCCCCUCCACAGGAAUGACUAGUGGUAGACUCCGGAACAGCGGACAGUCGCCCCUCUCCAUGCGAGCGCCAGUCAAAGCGGUCGCACCGGUCGGCACCAUGGGGUCUCGCCAGCCCUCCCGGGGACUUCCCGUAAUCCAAACGCCGACAGCCGGUGGCUCACGGAGGCUGCCGUCCCCAGGCGCAGCCAAUGGUGGAGGCUACAUUCCUGGGAGAGCUUCGACUGGCGGCAGGCCUGGAGUGAGCCGAGGACAAGCUGUGCCGUCCACCCGGAGCAAACUUUCACAGACGCCAAGAAGGUCUCUGGGUGUGUCCAAAGUUUCGGACGAGUCCUGGAGAGAUGGUUGUUACUGAGGCUGAUGAAGAUGGAAGGUUGAUCCAGCGUCUGGCCGUCCUGGCUCCUGCUGACUAGAGUGAAGAGCCACACUGUUUUGGUCCUACUUUUCAAGAUGAAGAUCAAAGUGCACUGGAACUGUAGUCUUGUUUUCCUUGCAAGGAUGGAUCACUGAAAAACCCCUGUCAGGACCAACACAGAGCUUCCAGAUUUAUGUGGAUUUUAGAUGUUUUUUAUUUGUAAAUGUGAUAUACUGCUGGACUGAUUCAGUCUCGUAAUUAUUGCUGUUGACAUGAAGACAAUUUAAGUGAAGAAUUUUGAUGUUUUCUUUUGUGUGUGAAAAUAAUCAUUCACUGAAGGUGCUGGAUUUUGCAUGCUUCAUUUUAUGUCCUUGACUUUUCGGCAAUAUGACAAAUCUUCCAAGUUUAGAAAGAAUAUAUAUUUAGAGUUGUUGUUUUGUGUUUUGGGUCUUUGCUUGCAUCUGCAAGGCACCUCCUGUGGUGCGUGAUGCUGCCCUCCUAAAACCUCCUUAAAAGAUGAUGGUGGUUUGUGCCAAGGUACGUUUGAGCUGAAACACUCCAGAGAUAAUAUGAAGGUACUGUUUUCCAACUGCAUAUUUGGAUGCAUGCAGGCUUCCUGCCGUUGACGGCUGUGUACCCUCAUGCCAUGUGCCUCGACAACGUUGAGUA